This is a messenger RNA of Diversispora eburnea, 375 nucleotides long. The record is from the annotation of a GenBank genome assembly. Lineage: Eukaryota; Fungi; Glomeromycota; Glomeromycetes; Diversisporales; Diversisporaceae.
AUGUCCUCAAUAAAUUCCUUAUCGGAUCUCGAUUCUAAUUUGAAAUUUCUGAGAAAUUCAUUAAAUGAUGUAUGUGAUCAUAACGCAAAGAUGCUUGAAGCGAGAGUGUCGCAAGUGCAGCGAAAUCCAAGGCAACUUUUCAAGUUAGGAGCUUCAAGAGAAGAAAUAGAUCGUUUAAAUUCUUUUGAACAACAUUUCAAUGACCAACUCGCAAAAGAAACUCUCGAAAGAGAGUUCCAAUCAAAAGAAGGUCAUCAUGGAAACGAAGAAAAAUCCAAAAAUGAUAUUCUAUCUAAGGAGAAAGUUAAAAAACAAAAUGAUCACAUUGCUUUUUUGGAAAAGGUUUUGGAAUUAAAUAGAAAUAAUACAUCUUGA